Molecule: messenger RNA, 3509 nt
Organism: Pristis pectinata (smalltooth sawfish)
Lineage: Eukaryota; Metazoa; Chordata; Chondrichthyes; Rhinopristiformes; Pristidae
Gene: vps36
Product: vacuolar protein sorting 36 homolog
Biological process (GO): protein transport to vacuole involved in ubiquitin-dependent protein catabolic process via the multivesicular body sorting pathway
Cellular component (GO): ESCRT II complex; late endosome membrane
Molecular function (GO): phosphatidylinositol-3-phosphate binding; ubiquitin binding
Source: RefSeq, a predicted model, not a curated record
GUCUCAGUGCUCCUUGUCAAAGGCGUUAAAGCGAAAACUCGUAAACCAAGGAAUUACUCUAUGCUGCUGUUAGAAAUGUUGUUGUAUCCGGCAGUGAAGAGGAUUUGGGAGAGCGUUGUAACGAUACCCUGGCUGGAGCAGAGAUGUUCCAUUUGCUGCUCUCCUUUCCAACGGGAACCGUCCGGUAGGUGGUGGUGUCGCAGGAGUUGCUGGUGCCGGAAGUGAGCUGGGCCUGGACGGUCCGGGGGCCGCUCGGCGAUGGACCGGUUCGUGUGGGUGAGCGGCCUGCUAGAGAUUAACGAGACCCUGGUGAUACAGCAGCGCGGAGUCCGAUUAUACGACGGCGACGAAAAGACGAAAUUUGACUUGGGAACUCUUCUUCUAAGCACACACAGAUUACUUUGGAGAGACCAAAAAAGAUCUGAAUGUUGCAUCGCGUUACCUCUCUCACAGAUUAUUUUCUUUGAAGAACAAGCAGCUGGAAUAGGAAAAAGUGCUAAAAUAAUAGUUCAUCUUCAACCAGUUCCUCCCAACAAAGAGCCUGGUCCAUAUCAGAGCAGCAAGUACUCUUUCAUCAAACUAUCCUUCAGGGAACAUGGACAGAUUGAGUUUUACAGGCGACUAUCAGAAGAACUAUCUCAGAAGCGAUGGGAGAGUAUUUCUGUAUCUCAGCCAAUGCAGUCAGCUAGUAGAUCACAAGCAGGAAAAGUAAGGGCUGCAGGAAUUGUGGGUAUUGAAAGGAAGCUGGAAGAAAAACGAAAGGAGACCGACAAAAACAUCUCUGAAGCUUUUGAAGACCUCAAUAAAUUAAUGAAAAAGGCCAAAGAGAUGGUUGACUUGUCAAAGUUAAUAGCAAAUAAAAUCAAGGACAAGCAGGGUGACAUUUCUGAGGAUGAGACUAUCCGUUUCAAAUCCUACCUACUGAGCAUGGGAAUAGCUAAUCCAGUUACUAGAGAAACGCAUGGAUCUGGAACACAUUAUCAUAUGCAACUGGCUAAACAACUGGCAGGAAUGUUGCAAGCUCCAUUAGAGGAACAAGGUGGAAUGAUGGCACUGACAGAGGUCUACUGUUUGACAAACCGCGCUCGAGGAAUGGAGCUUCUCUCACCAGAAGAUUUAGUGAAUGCUUGCAAAAUGUUUGAGGCACUGAAGUUACCAAUGAGAUUGCGUGUGUUUGAUAGUGGAGUAAUGGUGGUUCAACUACAGUCCCAUAAUGAAGAUGAAAUGAUUGCAUCAGCACUGGAGACUGUAUCAGAGAAAGGUUUCCUUAGUUCUGAAGAGUAUGCUAAACGUGGUAUUUCAGUACUACUGGCCAAAGAAAGACUACUGCUAGCAGAGAAGUUUGGACACCUUUGUCGCGAUGAUUCUGUUGAAAGCCUGCGAUUUUAUCCAAAUUUGUUUUUGACACAAGACUGAAAAUUCGCCAGUGAAAAUCUGAGCAGUAUUUUGCUUGGACCCGGUGACUGCUGUGUAUGACAGAUUGCUGAACAUUGCAAGUUUAAAUUCAGACACUUCCAAAAUCAUUGUCAUGGAAAAGAUACAACCAAUGGGAGCUAAAGAACAUGCAGGACUCUGUAUAUGUGAACAAAGCAUAAACAAGUGCUUACAAGUUUCAUCAGUUAUCUAUCUCAUGUUUUUCCAAAUGGUUUUAUCUGGGUGCAAAUCUGAUGAAGCAGUAUUAAUAAAGUGAAGGUAAAUCUUAUGACAUAGGACUUCCACAAGUUUGAAUUGUUAACAUCCUGCACGUAAAGGGUUUUUCUAUUACGCGUUUAUAAUAAAGAAAUGUCCUUUUUUUUUUAAGUUCUAGAAGUAACCAGUUUCAAAGGUUUGGUUUGGUAUUUCUGACUUCAUCUGUAGGAGUUUACAUAGUUUUUUUUAUGAUCUCACUAUUGACAAAGCACUAUUUUGCCUUUUCAUUUUUCUCUCAGGUUAUUGUGUUUUCCCCUUUAUUUAAUUCUGGCUUAUCCGUUUAUUGCUUUUACUUUCUGUUCUGUCUUUAAUUUUUUUUGUUUCAUUUUCUUCUUCACAGCUUUUAUUUUUUCUUUGCAUGUGGUGAGGAAAAAUAUCAAAAGAAAGCCAAGAUUUAGUUAAAAUGGAAGUCAUAGGGGCAUAUGAAUCAUUUGGGCUUUGGAAGAAAUGUGCGAGAGACCUGCAAUCAAAGGAAGGGGAGGACCUUGACAGAAAGGAAAUGUAAGCGAUGUGUCCAAUUCACUGGGGAUAGGGAGGGGUUGAAUGAAGAAAGGCAAACAGAUGGAGAAGCAGGACGUGGCCAAGACUGAGUGUUAGAGAAGUCCAGAUCCAGCAAAGGAUCUGAUGAAUUUCUCUUCCUAAAAUCCUGGGUAAUGUCAUUGUUAAACCUUUACACAAUAAAUAUAAAACUGGUUUGUUGCAAUCUUGUAUUAUGUGAGUAAGAUUCCAAACCGGCCAAACACUAUGGAUUUUAGGGAAUAGAAUGGGAUAUAUUAAACACAUAUGAUCAUAAUAAAUUUUUGUUAUUUAAAGUUAGCUGGUGAGCUUUUCUAAAUGGUGCGAUUGCUCUUUUAGUGCUAAGUUAUAAGAGUUUGGUGCUUGAAUUCCUUUUUUUAGCUUCACCUGAUCAGUGACUGAUCAGUUCUUUACUAUUCUGACAAAUAGGAACAAGUUCGAAAAGCUGUUGGAGAUGGCCCAGUGGGUUAUUUAAGUUGUAAGAGUCUGAUGCAUGGAUAAAGCUAAAUUCUGGUUCAGUAGGAUUAGGUAGGUAAAUUAAGUCAAAGGGAUAUUGUACUGCCUGUGAAAUGCAUUUUAAAUUGCAGCCUAGGGCUACAUGUAAGCCCUUUGAAUAGGAGCAGUUAGUUUUCGAAGACCAGGCAUUUUGGUCUCUUAUUUUUUUUUAAUUUGCAUGGUUCUGAUUUUGUGAACCUGCAGCUUUUGCAAGGAGCUACAUUUAGUACUCUGUUGUACAUCAGAGCAUCAAGAUCUACAAAUUACUUUUGAGAGCAAGUUAAAAUGUACAUUAUGUUAUUGGGACCUCAAUUUAAUUAUAAAUGACCAAGUUUCCAUAUCACUUAGCCAUAUUACCAUUGAAAAGUUUGAACAGCUUUAUUAGAUGUAAUUUACUCCAUCCAUGCUCCUGACAGGAACCAUGCUGCUCAUAGUGCAGAAUUCAACUCAGUGAGGACAUACUGUCCGUGAGUUUUCAACCAAACCAUCAGUGGCCAGUAUAGCAGGAAAUUCUCAUACUUGCUAUGCAAACACAAAUUUGAACUUCUUGUGCUUUAUACUGCCUCCAGCACUCCCAUUUUGCUAUGAUGCAUUGUAUUUAUUGUGAACAAAAUGGAUGACAUGUUUUGAUAUCUGCAAAUUAAUUAAGAUGCGGCAGUUUAAUUUCAGACAAUAAAGGCGAUUGCUGCUAUGGAAACAAAAAUUAACAGCACGUCAUUUAACUCAUCUUGGGAUUAUGUUUUCUUGGGGUGGUCAGAGUGAAGACAGUGUUUUAAGCUCCAUGAAAUAAAGAUGUCUAUUUAUCUCCA